CGAAAGGGGGGCGCUCAGUGUUCGACAAAUCUCAGUCCGACAAAGGAAGAUGGUGUUUCCAAUACGAGUCUCUCUGGGGAAUGUGAGAAGCGAUGCACAACCCCCAAACUAAAUGAAUGUGAAGAGAAGAAUAAUGGCUGUGGUCCUCCAGGAACUGGUCAAAAUGAAUCUGAGAGUGCUGAUCCAGUUCGGCAGGAGAGAGCAACCUCACCAGUGUUGAGCAGUGUGUCUAUGAAGAGCACAUGGUCAAUGGAUCCACCACUCAAAUUUGCGGAAGAGGCACCAUCCUCUGAGCAAAGAGCUCAGCCAGCGAGAGCAGAAUCCAUUGCUGCCAGCUGUCUGUCCAUAGAGAGUGAUUCAUCGAUGGAGCCACCAAUCACAUUCAAAGAGAACAAUGUUUCUACUGCAAAAAGAGACCACCAGAGUAAGACAAACAGCAAAAAUCCAAAUGAUCUUUUAAGCCAGAAUCAACAAUCAUACCUUUCAGCCAUUUUAAGGAUCGCCGAGGAGAGAGCCAUUGCUUUUAUGAAGAAAGAAAUGAGACAAAUCCACAGGGUUCUGAAUCCUGAUUGCCAGGAAUUCUUUGAAUUCUUUGAGUCAGAUGAGGAAGAUGAGGGUAAAGCACGAGAGGGAGUGGUGAACAUCACACUUCGCAUUCUGAGAGGCAUGCAACAGCAUGACCUUGCCGACAAGCUAGAGACACGUGAACAGGUUAUAGCAUGUCAUCGUAAGUUCAAGUCUGGUCUGAGGAGUAAGUGUCAGUGUGUGUUUGAAGGGAUUGCAAAGCAAGGGAAUCCCACCCUUCUCAACAAGAUCUACACAGAACUAUACAUCACAGAGGGUGGAAGUGGAGAGGUCAAUAAUGAACAUGAAGUAAGACAGAUUGAGAAAGUAAGCAGAAUGCCGGUAUCAACUGAGACUCCAAUCAGAUGCAACGACAUCUUUAAACCAUUACCCGGACAGGAAAAAGUUAUUCGAACUGUGCUGACAAAAGGAGUUGCUGGAAUUGGAAAAACAGUGUCUGUGCAGAAGUUUGUUCUGGAUUGGACAGAGGGAAUAGCCAAUCAAAAUAUUCAAUUUAUGUUUCCUUUGCCUUUUCGAGAGCUGAAUUUAAUGGCUGACAAUAAAUAUAGUUUGGAGGGACUUCUUCAUAUGUUUUUCAAAGAAAUGAAGGAAUUCAAACUUUCACACUAUGAUGACCACAAAAUUGUCUUCAUCUUUGAUGGGCUGGAUGAGUGUCGACUCCCCCUAGAUUUCCAUGGCAAUGAAAUAUGUACUGAUGUAACAAAGCCAACCUCAGUAGAUGCACUGCUGACAAACCUCAUCAAGAGGAACCUGCUACCCUCUGCACACAUCUGGAUAACCUCUCGGCCAGCAGCAGCCAAUCAAAUACCUGCUAAAUUUGUUGACCAAGUAACAGAGGUACGAGGGUUCAGUGACCUGCAGAAGGAGGAAUACCUAAGAAGAAGGAUCUCUGAUCCAAAACGGGCUGACAAAAUCCUCUCACACAUUAAAUCAUCAAGAAGCCUCUACAUUAUGUGUCACAUACCUGUUUUCUGUUGGAUUUCAGCCACAGUUCUGGAGAGGAUGUUGGGUGAAACAGAGAACCGGCAGAUCCCUCAGACCUUGACUCAAAUGUACACUCACUUCCUGAUCUUUCAGAUCAUGCAGAUGAAUGAUAAAUAUCAUGAAACAACCAAUAUGAAUCUACUUGGGAACGAAGACUACUUUCUCAAACUUGGAGAACUUGCCUUUCAGCAGCUGCAGAAAGGCAAUGUGAUCUUCUAUGAGGAAGACCUGAGACAGUGUGGCAUUGAUAUUAAAGAAGCGUCAGUAUACUCAGGAGUAUGUACACAGAUCUUCAGAGAGGAUUUUGGGCUUUACCAGGCAAAAGCCUACUGCUUUGUGCACCUUAGCUUUCAGGAGUAUUUGGCCGCUUUGUUUGUGUACCUUUGCUGGGUAAACAGCAGAGAAAACUGCAAAAGCCAAAACGUUGAACUUCAAGGGCUUCGUUUGGAUUCAACCAUGUUCACCCUGCAGGUCACAGCUGUGGACAAAGCCUUAAAAAGCAAAAAUGGACACCUGGACCUUUUCGUUCGCUUCCUUCUUGGUCUUUCUGUGGAGUCCAAUCAGACUCUUAUUCAGGACCACUUCACACAGAGAAAAAAUACCCCACAGAGCAAUGCGGAAAUUGUGGAAUACAUAAAGCAGAGGCUUGGGGAUAAUCUCAGUGCAGAGAGGUCUAUCAAUCUGUUUCAUUGUCUGAAUGAACUGAACGAUCACUCUUUGGUGGAGGAGAUCCAGAGCUACCUGAACUCAGGAAGUCUUUCCCCAGACAUCCUGUCCCCUGCACAGUGGUCGGCUCUUGUCUACGUGUUGCUGACAUCAGAAGAUGGAGUGGAGGUUUUUGACCUUCGAAAAUAUGGAAAGUCAGAUGAAUUUCUUUUAAGGUUACAACCAGUGGUGAAAACUUCUCGGACGGCUAUACUCUCUACAUGUAACCUCACAAAGAACUGUUGUUCCGGACUGGCCUCAACACUCAGAUCAGAGUCCUGUAAUCUGAGAGAGCUUGACUUGAGUUUCAACAACCUACAGGAUACAGGAGCAAAAUUACUGUCUGCUGGGCUGAAGAAUCCUCAGUGUAAACUGGAGAUACUUAGGCUGGCGUUUUGUGGACUAAGAAGGGAUGGCUGUUCUUUCCUUGUUUUAGCCCUGGAAUCCAACUCCUCUCACCUGAAGGAGCUGGACCUGAGUGGCAACAGCACCGGAAACCAAUCAGUGACUCCUCUCUUUACAAUGCUACCGCGAUGUCAGCUGGAAACACUAAGGCUGUCACAUUGUGGGGUCACCAGAAAUGGCUGUGCUUUCCUGGCCUCUGCUCUCAUUUCAAACCCUUGCAGACUGAAAGAGCUGGAUCUUAGUCAUAAUAAUCUGGGGGACUCAGGAGCAGGAUUCCUACCAGGAUUGCUUAACAACACAAAUUGCAAACUGGAAAACCUGAGACUGGAGGGCUGCGGAAUGACUUGGAAAUCGUGUGCAGAGCUAGCAAAUGCAUUCAGCUCACUGCACUCGAGUCUGAGAGCACUGGAUCUGAGUGAGAAUGACUUGCAGGAUUCAGGUGUGAAGGCACUCGCCGCUGGAUUGAGGAAUCCAGAUUGUAAACUGGAGAAGCUAAGGCUGUCAGCAUGUGGAUUCACAGAGAGGGGCUUUUCAUCACUGGCAUCAUCUCUGAGAUCAAACCUUUUGCUCUUGAAAGAGUUGAAUGUGAGUAAAAAUUUCCCUGGAGACAAAGGGAUGGGACAGCUCUGUGCUUCAUUGAAACAACCCAGCUGUUCACUUGAAAAACUGUGCAUGGACCGCUGUGACCUGUCAUGGAACGCAUGUGUAUCCCUCGCCUCAGUUCUUGGUGCAAAUUCAAAACUAAGAGAUCUGAGUUUGAGUGACAAUGACCUAAAGGACACAGGAGUGGAGCUGCUUUUAACUGGACUCCUGAAUCCUGCCUGUAAACUGGAGACAUUAAGGCUUGCUAAUUGUUCUCUCACAGAAAGCAGCUGGGACUCUUUGGUCUCAGCCUUCAGUUCAAAAAGCCCAGUCUUGAGAAACCUAGACCUGAGCAGAAAUGGCUUAGAUGAGACUGGAAUGAGCCUCCUCUUCUCUGUCUCCAAGGUUGAUGUGAUUUUACAAUAGGAAAAAGAGACAACAGGUGUGUUUUCUAACUGAUACUUAUGUGAACAUACAUAUACAUUCUUUUAAAAGAAUUUAUUCACAGUGAAGAACUGUGCAUUAUAAUUGUGGACUUUCAGUUUGCUCUGAUUUCAUUCCCUCCAGGACCUCUUUAUGUAGCAUCUAAAUGUGAUUGAUAUUUGAAGAAUCCAGAAUCCAACAACUAGAGAGCAUAUAUAUUUUUCACACCAUCAUGAAAUGUUUUCUAGAAUAGAUUACAUCAUUGUAUCUCGAGAACUCUCCUCUUCUGUGGAAUCUACAGAGUUCCUACCCAGGUCCAUGGUGCUACUUCUCACCUGGAAAAUAUUAAGGUUUGAACCUGCAGACAAAGGCUUAACAAUUCACUACUACAUACUCUGAGGUCUUGCCAGGACUGAACUGUUGGCACCCUGUUUGUUACUCAGUGUGACUGAUUAUCACUGUUUAAAGUAAUCCACAGAAAUCCACAAUGACAACGCACCUUCAUUCAGAACAGGACUAAAAACUACAAUCUUUUAUGAAAUUAGGACUUGAUAUGAUUCCUUGUUCAGUUUUGUGAGUAACUGAAGAGUUAAAGUAAAAUUAAAGUAGAACAACCUGUUUGCUUCUAUAUGGUUUUGCUUUGUGUCAAAGUGGUGCAAUACAACUGUAUUAGUUCCUAUUUUGAUAAAAUCUAAAUUAGCAUUUUACAGUUUAACA
Chanos chanos (milkfish) is the source of this 4401-nucleotide messenger RNA. Its product is annotated as NACHT, LRR and PYD domains-containing protein 12-like. The coding region runs from base 232 to 3687 and encodes 1151 amino acids. The transcript has 14 exons. NCBI's taxonomy places the organism in Eukaryota, Metazoa, Chordata, Actinopteri, Gonorynchiformes, Chanidae. Gene Ontology annotation, molecular function: protein binding. The record is from RefSeq and is a predicted model, not a curated record.